GACUUGUUAUCAACGAGAACGGGUGCACAGUAGUUAACCCUCAGAUAAAUGUUCUAUAAAUACGGUUUGCACACAAUCACGACAAUGUUCAAGUAUAUUUGAUCAACAUUUUUAGCGCAGGAUUUCUAAAUUAAGGACAAAACAUUCGGAUGAACUUGAUGUAUUACCUUGUUUUUAAUCGUCUCGUCAAUGUUUGUUUUGCGAUUGUGCUCAUAUUUUGGGAUAUUUGUCUACCCGUAUUUAGACUGAAAGUGGAGUCAUCAAAGUCAUCUUCUGCUGGUUCAACUUUGGAUCUAGUAUUUUGGAAAUGCUGAUAUUUUUCAUUUAUCAUAGAUAAGAUUAAAUUGGAUAACAAUGUUGAUAUAUAAAUCUGAUCCGACCUACAUCGAUUCGGAGUUUCGAGUUGACGAUCGAGCCCGGCUAGAAGUCGGAGAAAUCCCCACCGUCCCUGACGCCGUCUGCCUCCACUGCCGGAAAAGCAAGAGAAAAUUCCGAAAAGUUUUUUCCUACCUGCGCUCCCACCUGAAGUGGAAGAGGGGAAAGCAGACAUCUUCUUCGAUGCCGAUGUCGACGACGACGGCGACGGAUAUGGGCGAUAAGAAAGUGGUCCUGUUCGAUCUCGGGGGUGUGAUCGUUACCCCACCCCAAAGGGCGCUCUUGAAGUACUGCGAGGAAGCUGGACUGCCCAGGAAUUUCAUCUUUAACGUGAUAUCGCAAGGUCGGGCAAACAACACAUUCGGUCGCCUUGAAACGGGGGAACUAACAGUUACUCAGUUUGCGACCGAAUUCGAGCAGGAAUGUAGGCGGGUAGCCGAGGAGCAGGGUUUGGUGAUACCGGAUAGGUUCAGUGCAACCGAGAUGAUCCAUUUCAAAGAUCCGGAUCUUAUUCCGGAGAUGCUCAACGCUGUAGCCGUACUAAAAGAACACGGUGUUAAGACAUGUGCCCUCACAAACAACUACAUUGACAACACCUCAAACCGAGCCUAUGCAGCAGGCGGAUUAACCGCGUUUACCCUCUACUUUGACGAAUUUGUGGAAUCGUGUCGGUUAGGUGUCCGAAAACCGGACCCGAGCAUAUUUCAGGAGGCUCUGUCGAGACUUGGCGCCGAAGCAAACCAGGCUGUUUUCUUGGACGAUUCUGAAGUAAACACUAAGGCAGCCGAAGCUCUGGGGAUGUCCACCAUCUUGGUCGAUGAAUCGAAAAGUGCUCUAGAACAGCUCAAAAUCAUGACUGGAAUUGAUGUCUUCAAGCAAGCCGGACCUAUCACCGUUGAUUCCGAAGAGGUCACACACAGUUACGUCACAACCAGGAGUAAAGUUCGGUUUCAUUUCGCUGAGCUUGGAAACGGGCCUCCUGUGCUUCUGUGCCACGACUUUGAAGAAGACUGGGAGGCAUGGAGAAGUCAGAUGCCAGAACUCGCCAUAGCAGGAUUUCGAGCCAUUGCCUUGGAUUUGAAAGGAUUUGGAGAAAGCAGCAAGCCAUCGGAUGUAGAGCAGUACACAUUGAAAAUCUUAUGUCGGGAUAUAUCCGAGUUCUUGGAUGCGCUGGGAAUCGCCCAGGUCACCCUCAUCGGUCAAGGCAUGGGGGCGGCAUUCGCUUGGACAUUCGCAAACCACAACACAGACAGAGUUCGAGCCGUUGCUGGAAUCAACACAUCUCCCUCUAUCGUCCUUCCCGAAACAUUGUGCGGUGGCCAAAUCAAGAGAAUGGGGUCUCUUCGUGAUUUCAUCAGAUUUCGCCAAUCAGUAAAAGACAACAAUAACAACAAUCAAGAUGUGGAGAUGGAACAAUUCUACAGAAUAGCCACCUACCAUUCUAGCGAUGAUACUAAUCCGACCAACUUAAAGAGAGGGCAUUGCCAUCUGGGUAUUGAAAUUACAGAUCUAGACCUGUCAACGAGGACAUCGAUGUCAAUGAAUUGUCUCUGUUUCGAAGCAGAAAAACGAGCCAAGAAAUUUUGCAGUUAUCACCAGAGCAUUAAAGCAAAAUCUCAACCAAAGGGAGCUAAUUGGUUCAGGAACAACACGGCCAAUUGGGAAUGGAACCGGCGACUUUACGGCCGAAUGCUCAUCGUUCCAUCUUUGGUCGUGACAUCAGGUCAAGGGUCACCAAAGAAUAUCCCGGAUGUCAGUGAACUACAGAAAUGGGUCCCCGACAUUGAACAUAGCCAUAUUUCAGGCUGCGAGAUCAAAACAGCCCCAGAACGAUCCUCAGAACUUAACCGAAUUCUUCGUAAAUGGCUCUUUACGAAUCACGCAGGCGAACAUACACCCCUAAUGCCAAUGUCCGUUGAUUGACAUACCCGACAGUAACCACAAGAUGGCGUCCUUCAAAUGAAAGAGAACAAACUAUUGACCAAUUUGGCAUGGAAUGUUUGAUUGUCAUAAACAAUGCACCAGAUAAUGUAUUUGGAUUGAAAGAAAUUACGAGAGACCUACCUCAUAUUGAUGGAUAGUUGAUUGGGAGGAAAAAUCAGAUUCAGUCGUUGCUUCAAGAUGGCGCCCUACUCAAAGUGGAGAACAAAGUAUUGACCAAUCGGGCAUGGAAUGUUACUAUGCAGAGUUUCCCGAUCCACCUGAGAAUGUCUUUGGAUUGGAGGAAAUAACAAGAGAGCGAAGUCAUGUCGAAGGUUAAUUCAUUCUUAGGGAAACGAUCAGAUUUAAUUGUCGUCAUAAGAUGGCGCCCUAAUCAUCAAUAAGAACAAACCAUUGAUCACUUUGGCAUGGAAUAUCAAAUACCGUAGACAUGGUUUUCAAAUCCUUUAGAGUAAAUCUUUGGAUUUAAAGUAAAUUUGAAAGAGCUUGGUCAUCUUGGAUAAUAAUAUAUUUUGAGGAAACGAUCAGGCUCAGUCGUUGCUAAAAGAUAGCGCCCUAUUAAAUUGACCAAGGAGAACAUACUAUUGACCAUAGAUAUGGGUUAAAUACAUCUGUGCUAUUGGCCAUUUGGCAUGGAAUAUCAACAUGAUCAAAAUGCCACAGACAUGGUUUCCUGAUCCGUGAAUAUCUUUUGAUUGAAAGAAAUUACGAGAGAGCUCCGCCAUCUCGAAAGCUGAUGAUUUGGUGGAAAAAGAUCAACGAUCUCGAAUCUGAAUAGGCUUACAUCAAACCAGAAAUGAAACCAACCGGAAAUGGAACAAAUCGGAAGUGGAUCAAACCGGAAGCGGAUCAAAUCGUGUCAAUAGACGCGAAUUUAACACAAAAUUGUGAAGGAAAUUGUGUCUCAAUAAUUUUUCCUGAGUAUAUAAAUCUCUACUCAAUCUGAUGAUAGUAUAUAUUGUAUAACGAAGUGUCAUAAUGUUAGAAAGGGAGAGAAGGGGUAUAUUCCUCUCUCUCUAUCUCUCUCUCUCUCUCCUUCACAUAAUGAUCGUCUUGUAGGUUCAGAACAUGGUACACGUUUAUGUUAGGGGAGCCUUUGUAAAGAAAAUGUGUAAAAGUAGUGAAUCCGACAUGUCCGGGAAAUGCAGAAAAACCUAUGACAUCGGACAUUGUCUGUUAAAACUAAAAUGGGAAGUGUAAAUUGUGAAAUAUAACACUUUUGUCAAAUAAACAUGUCGUUGUAAAUUAUUCCGAUAUGAAUAUUCUGAAUUGCAAAAUUUGAUUUGUUUUUUUUAGGCAUAGUAUAUUAAUAAUAAUUUUUUGAAGGAGAUGCCCUUUGGAAUAAUUGGGUUAUCUUACAGAGUGAGAUUUCAAAGAAGAAAGAAGCUUGAUAAUCACUCAUGACGAUUUUGGCUUAUUGAGAUGGUUAGCAACCAUUAAUUGUGAUUAAUAUUAACUUAAUGCAAUCUGUAUAUGUCUGUAUAAUAAUGUAUAAUUAUCAGUACAUAAUAAUGAUGUAUGAAUUAUGUAUAUGUAUAUUCUCAGGAAAAUGUGAUAAAAUGUUCAUAAAUUUGUGUGAUAUAAUAAAAUAAAAUCUAUCCGUCUAACAACACUAUAGUUUUAUGUAUAUACAUAUUUUUUUUUACUUUAGACGUCGACGCAUAAAUCCUAUCGCCUUAGGCCAAUUUGGCCUCAGAGGCUUAACAAAAAUAACCAAGACAAUAUGAUCCUGAUUUUUGCACCAAUCAACAUUCAGAGUAAAAGUGGAAUUCAUACACACGUACGUUUCUUCUUUGGUUUAAACGACCUGUUGAGAACCACACACGAGAUAUUGAUAUUUUGUCUCUUUUCUAAUGGCAUAUCGCCCUCUACUGUUGGUUGGUCCCAAAGCAUUUACUGAUAGAGAAAAUUGCACUUACCUAUGAAACAAAUUCGUUUCUGACAGAAUUUUCAAGCUUAAUCCACCCUCAAAUUUCAAAAGUUGGUUUUGGCUAAACAGAUCAUAAAAUUAAGUAACUGCCCCUUUAUUCGAUGCUAAUCUUUUCAAUCAUGUUUCUCUUUGUUAUUUUAAAAAUGUACAUAUUUCUACUAUACAGUAUUAUAAUAUAUACAUCAUGUAAAUCUACUUUUAACCAGGAAUAUUAUGAUUAUUCCAUAAAUUUCUGUCGAUUCAGAGAAAAUUUUUGUUUCAUGUAAAUGUUUUCAUUAUAACCAUGAUAACGCUCUAUCCAAGCUAGUCUCGGAGCAGUAUUUGAUAUUGCAAUUGUUUGUAUAUUUUGUGUAACACAAUACAUAAUAACAAAUUUAUUCGGAAUUUACAUGCGUUUUACAUGCAAACCUAUUUUCUUAUAAACUUUCAAUGCGAGUUGAAUUAAUAGAUUCAAUAUAUAUGUUUACAAAUCAAACACGCACAUCCCCUUUUUUUUUGGGGGGGGGGGUUGGGGCCGGCGUUUGUUGAUUAAAGUAGAACCGAAUCCAAUGAAAACAAAUCUGUUCUGUUUCGAUAGAAGGCGCUACAUGAGAUCAUUUACUCAUCACUCAUCUGCAAAUCUAAAAGAUUAUAUUUCUAUUUUGUUCAGGGAAAAAGGUCAUCUUUCGCAAAGUCGGUUUUCUUUGUCGAUCGAUAUAAUAAUAAUAUUUCAUUUACCCAGGGUAGCCACUUCAAUCAUAAGACUGCUCUUCCAGCUGGUCCUGCAUAACAUAACAUGUUAUUAUUACCCUUCUCCAGUCUAAAUGCUGAGCUCGAGGCAAGAAGGCAGAAUGUCCCAUGUUUAUAAGUCUUUGGUAUGACUCGGCCGGGAAUCGAACCCACCGUGACGACCUCCCGUUCAUGAGGCGGACGCUCUACCACUAAGCCAUAUGUAUAUUUUCUCUGCUCCCACAUUGUUAUGUGAGAGAAGUUUGGUAAUCAUGUUUAAUAAUUCUGAAAAUUUGUUUGUAAUCUCAUUGAUACGAUUAUAUUUCUAUGUUUCAUAUACAUGUACAAAACUUUGAUUUAGAUGAAUUGUGAUUGUAAACUUAUCGAUUUGAGAGAGUCAAAAAAUAAAAUAUUAUUUAAAACAGAAAAAUCUUUUUUCUUGCGAAGUCACUAGCUACUUUUUUUCGCACGAUAAAGCUUGUUAUUUUUAUACUUAACAGUUGUUUUUUCCAUUUUAGACAAAUUUCUCCUUUAUCUUGCUUAUUUUAGGUUAACCGUUUGUGGAAAAUCAGUAUUACCGCAGAAAAUGUUUGGUUAGAUCAAUAUUUUAAGAAUUGUUUGGUUGCUGUGAAGUGUGAUAAGUACAUUAUAAAUUUGUGAUUUCGAUUAAAGUAUUGUUCAGUGAUUUAUGGAUUUAAAUACUUUGUACAUCGACUAAAAUGAUGAAUUUUGAAUUGAAUAAAAAUGAAAAUAGCAGUA
Lytechinus variegatus (green sea urchin) is the source of this 5713-nucleotide messenger RNA. Its product is annotated as bifunctional epoxide hydrolase 2-like. The transcript has 19 exons. The coding region runs from base 355 to 2298 and encodes 647 amino acids. The record is from RefSeq and is a predicted model, not a curated record. Lineage: Eukaryota; Metazoa; Echinodermata; Echinoidea; Temnopleuroida; Toxopneustidae.